UACUCACGAAUACCAUCUUCACGCUCGGACGCACCUCACUCACGCUCCUGUCAUACACCGUGGGCGAGCUCUUCGGCGACGAGGAGAUGCCGCCAUGGGUUGGGAUCCAGAUCGCGCCCGUGACACCAGGAGUCAAACGAGAGGCAGAAGAGAGUUCAGGUUCACGGCCCGACGCGAAGUCCGCCAACAAGGGCCGAGGAAAAGGCGGCGACAACCUCGUGACGAAGAUCGCCCUCCUGUCCCUGGCUACGGCUCGCGAGCAGGCCUUGCUCUCCGCCGUCGUGCCGUCGAACUUCCUGGUCUCGAAGGAGAACUACCUCGCUGUGGGCGGUCUCGCGGCCAACAAAGUCUACCCCGACGGAGUACAGCAGCUCCACGAGAAGAAGAAGGAGAACUACCUCGCUGUGGGCGGUCUCGCGGCCAACAAAGUCUACCCCGACGGAGUACAGCAGCUCCACGAGAAGAAGAAGGCGGGGGGGGACGUGGAUCUGAGCGCGCCAGGGCCGCCGUUCAUCACAGUGUUUUUCCUCACGAACCGUGCGGUGAUGAAGUCGGCGCCCGAGCCAAUGCGCACCAGAGCCAAGGAGGCACUUCUCUACCCGAGCGCCACGAGGGCCAGGCUCGACGAGAAUGGAGGGCAAAGCUCGGCUGCAGUUCUCGAUAGGCCCGAAUCCGAGUUCGGCGGCGGGGAGCUGCUCGAGCUCAUUCUACUGGACCUGCAGGCCAUCCAGCGGAGUGGCUCGGCGCCGAAGGGCCCGCUCGAGCGCCAG
Molecule: messenger RNA, 770 nt
Organism: Prorocentrum cordatum
Lineage: Eukaryota; Dinophyceae; Prorocentrales; Prorocentraceae
Source: the annotation of a GenBank genome assembly